This is a messenger RNA of Closterium sp. Naga37s-1, 1824 nucleotides long. The record is from the annotation of a GenBank genome assembly. NCBI's taxonomy places the organism in Eukaryota, Viridiplantae, Streptophyta, Zygnematophyceae, Desmidiales, Closteriaceae.
AUGCCAGGAGGUGUGGGUGCUGGUUCGGGAGGCAUGGCCAGCUACGGGGGAGGUUUGGGUGGUGCCGCGGCUCCGGGAGGUGGUGGUGGUGGUUCGGGCGGUUUCGGUCCGGGUGGUGCUGGUGCGGGUGCUCCUGGGGGCGGUGCGGCUGGCGCGGGUGGUCCUCCGGGCGUUGGUGGCGUGGGUUCGAUUCCUGCUGGCGGCGCUGGCGCGGGUUCGGGUUUCCCCGCGGGCGCAGCACCCCCGGGCGCGCAGGGCAUGGGCGGAAUGGGCGCAGCGGACGCGGCCGCGCUCGCCAACAUGAAUCUCAUGAUGAUGGCGGGGAUGAGGGGAAUGGGGGGCAUGGGCGGAAUGGGCGCAAUGGGCGCAAUGGGCGGAAUGGGCGGAAUGCAAGGAAUGGGGGGCAUGCCGGGAAUGGGAGGCAUGGGCGGAAUGGCGGGGAUGGGGGGAAUGGGCGGGAUGGGGGGCCCAGGGGGGGCGAUGAUGGGCGCGGGCGGGAUGGGGAUGAUGGGCGGGGGUCCGGGGGCGGGGAUGGGGGGGGGCGCGGGGAUGAUGGGCGGGGGGCGCGCAGGUGCGCGGCAGAUCCCGGUGGUGAAGCUGCGCGGGCUGCCGUUCCGCGUGGAGGAGGGGGACGUGGCGGACUUCUUUGCGGGGCUCGAGAUCGUGGACAUUCUAUUCGUGCGCAAGGAGCAUCGCCUCGUGGGGGAAGCGUUUGUGCUCUUCGCCUCCACUCUCCACUCCGAGCUUGCACUACAGGUGGGUGGGCGCGAGGUGGGCGCGGGAUGGGCGCGGGGGAUGGACGCGGGAUGGGGGCAGGUGGGAUGGGGGCAGGUGGGAUGGGGGCAGCGCAACAAGAUGCACAUGGGGCGGCGGUACAUCGAGCGCAACAAGAUGCACAUGGGGCGGCGGUACAUCGAGGUGUUCCGCGCCAAGAAGGCGGAGUUUUACAACGCCAUCGCCAACGAGGUGGCGCAGGACGGGGGGACCUACCACGGCGGAGGGCAAGUUGCAGCAAGGGGCGCCAAGACGGCGGAGUAUUAUAACGCCAUUGCCAACGAGGUGGCGCAGGAUGGGGGGACCUACCACGGCGGGGGCCAAGAUAGGUGGCGUGGGGGAGGGCAAGGUGGGUGGGAUGGGGUGGGUGGGCGAUGGGGGAGGGCAAGGUGGGUGGGAUGGGGUGGGUGGGCGAUGGGGGAGGGCAAGGUGGGUGGGAUGGGGUGGGUGGGCGAUGGGGGAGGGCAAGGUGGGUGGGAUGGGGUGGGUGGGCGAUGGGGGAGGGCAAGGUGGGUGGGAUGGGGUGGGUGGGCGAUGGGGGAGGGCAAGGUGGGUGGGAUGGGGUGGGUGGGCGAUGGGGGAGGGUGGGAAAUGGGGGAGGAUGGGCCAUGGGAAAGGGUUCUCAAAGAUAGAGGGGGGCGGGGGGAGCGGGGGUAUGGGGGCGAGGGCAUGGGCGGGCAUGCACAUGCGGCCUAUGGGGGAGGCGGAGGGGGAGGGGGAGGGGGAGGGCGCGGGGCUGAGGGGGGAAUAGGCCCUGCAGCGCGGGAAUCAAGUAUUGUGAAGAUGAGGGGUCUGCCGUUCUCUGCCACCACCAAGGACAUUCUCGAAUUCUUUGGCGAGUACCCUCUGGCAGACGCAGCAGUGCACAUCAUCACCAACAGCAUCGGCCGUCUCACAGGGGAGGCCUUUGUGGAGUUUGGCUCCACAGACGAGGCGAGGGCGGCGCUGGGCAAGGACCGGGAGCGCAUGGGCACGAGAUACAUCGAGCUCUAUUUGUCGUCGCGGGAUGAAGCGACAAGGAUAGCCACGCGGGCGAGCACUCAGAGAUGA